AUGGCAGCCCUGGCCAUGCUCCUGCUGGCACUGUCGCUGCUGAUGGGAUCCCUCGGCGGCCAUGCCCUCAGUGAGAAUGCCAGCCAGAGUCUCGACUACACCGUCAGCCCUCGGGGCGAGCGUCUUCCUCGCGGAGACCCAAUGAAAGACCCCACCGACAUGCACUGGAUCCGGAAAUGGGGCGCUAUUGGCGACAGCUUUACUGCUGGGAUUGGAGCCGGCCGGCUGUGGGAUACGACCGACGAAGUGCGCAAAUGUGCCCGGUACGAUCGAUCGUAUGUCGCAAUGCUUGAGCGAGCCGUGGGAGUCUCCGCAGAGAAGUUUCAAUGGCUGGCCUGCACCGGUGCCAAAUCACGCGAGAUUCUUGAGCAAGCCAAGAAACUAGACAAUGAUAUGGAUUUGGUCGUGCUGACUGCGGGAGGAAACGACCUCUGCUUGAUUGAUGUUCUGAAAGACUGUAUCUUUCUUGCGUACAAUGAGAAGAGCUGUGAGUCGGCUAUCAAGCGAGCCAAGACCAACGCGGAAUACAUCCUAGAGCCGGCCCUCGAAUUAAUCCUGGUUGAGCUUGAAAAGCAUAUGAAUCCAAACUCUGGCGUUGUGGUCUUUGCUAGCUAUGCUCAGUUCUUCCAUGACCUCGAUACCGAGACAGAUGACUGCGCAAGGCAUAACAAUUGGGCGUUUCCUGCUAUCGGGGGUCCGUUCAACAGUUUGCCGGUGGACCUGAGGAGGCGAAAAGAAUAUAAUGAAUUGGUCAAGAUCACCAACAUGGGAAUUGAAAAAACCAUCGACAAGAUGAGGGAGAGAGGUGUGAAGUACAGACUACGCUUUGCAGAUUGGGACGGCUGGGCCUCUGAACCUAGGGUUGCUGGGCAGUUUUGCUGGCCUGGGUCUACUGGGGAAUACCCCGACCCCGAACAGCCUAAUUUGCAGUUCUUCAAGCCAGACACGAAAAAGAAAGCUAUACAUGACGAGGUCAAAAAGAGGGACAUGAUAGUAGACAAUGGUCAACUGGAGCCUGAGGUCAGCUAUGGGGUCAACGGAAGCCUUUAUGAUCCGUUCGACAUGAGUGCGAACCCUGCGACGGAAGCCAUACACUUGCUCAGCGACAGAAAUCCUGUUACUCGGGAUGAGGGAGGCUGCCAGGCGUUUCUCGACAAGCGCUCCUGGGGAUCUAAACUGCCGAAUCGAUGGGGAAAGUGGUUCCACCCCAAUGACAAGGGCCACCUCACGAUUGCAUCGUUCGUUCUCAACGAGAUCAUCUCGGCACGGGCGUUAUUUUUGGACGUGCCGAAUCCGAUUUGCGACGAUGAGGAGCGCGACCACUUCUCUUGCAAGGGGAAUGGGAAAAAGGGCGACUUACUCAGUCAUUAUGUCCAGAGCCACGUGCUGGAUGAGACCUACCAGACAUACUGCAACGAAGUCAAACCGCCCGAGGACCAGCCGAACUGGCAGGACGAGCGCGUUUUCUACAAGGGUACCCCGGAAGAGCACAAGUACUCUAUAAGCCUCACGAAGGGAGCGAUACAGUUUAGCAAGCAAGAAUGCCUCAACAGCUUCCUGAGAAUUAUUCACGGAUGUGACCUAUAUCGUCCAGAAAACCCACUAAACCUUAAGCACGGGGGUAGUUGGAAGAAGGGGAGAUACACAUAUGAACUGAAGGUGGGCCGCAUAAGGCGCCCCUGGCCGGUUCGAACCCCCAGCGGCUUAUGCGAGGGAUGGUAUAAAGGACUUUGGUCAAGAUAUACUAUCAGGGGUAGAUUGUGGGCUAGUCUUGACCAUGGGCAAGAACUCCGCGAUCAAGCGAAGAAAUGUGUUGGAGGUGGCCUGACAUCUUGGAGCUUUAAAUACUUCGACAGACCUGACGAGACUGAGAUGGAGUGGGAAGCGCAAUUUUCAACGCCCAUUUGGGUGCUGGCAAGGUGUUUCCGGAACGACAAGGUCUUCCUCAGCGUUGGGGGACCAAAGAUUGGGUGUGAAGGUAAUGACAAGCCAUGGCCUUUCAACACGUAG
Messenger RNA from Aspergillus nomiae NRRL 13137, 2010 nucleotides. RefSeq names its product SGNH/GDSL hydrolase family protein. Gene Ontology annotation, molecular function: triacylglycerol lipase activity. The coding region runs from base 1 to 2010 and encodes 669 amino acids. The record is from RefSeq and is a predicted model, not a curated record. Gene Ontology annotation, biological process: triglyceride catabolic process. NCBI's taxonomy places the organism in Eukaryota, Fungi, Ascomycota, Eurotiomycetes, Eurotiales, Aspergillaceae. The transcript has 2 exons.